Molecule: messenger RNA, 3489 nt
Organism: Saccostrea echinata
Lineage: Eukaryota; Metazoa; Mollusca; Bivalvia; Ostreida; Ostreidae
Product: sodium-dependent phosphate transport protein 2B-like
Exons: 9
Coding region: 103-1944 (613 amino acids)
Biological process (GO): sodium-dependent phosphate transport
Cellular component (GO): membrane
Molecular function (GO): sodium:phosphate symporter activity
Source: RefSeq, a predicted model, not a curated record
CGUCUUAUUGAUUGGUGAUGCACAUGUAUGUGAAAAUUGUGAUUUAUUCUAAAGGAUGUCGGUACAUUCUGAUUCUGAAUUGUUGGGAAAAUCAUACGGACCAUGAGCAGUAAGACAGUUGGUAAAUAUGCGGAUUACGUGUCUGAGAUGUACCCUAGUAAAGAUGGACCUGAAGAGGCUACCAAACUUAACAGUCAAUCUUCUAAAGAAAAUGACAGAGCGGAGGCAACAACCCUGAUAGAAGCCUCACCGCCAAAGGAAGAUCCCUGGGCAUUGCCUGAACUAAAAGAUACAGGGACCCCUUGGAAAGACUUGGAUACAAAGGGAAAGGUAAUCAAGACAAUAUGGACAUCUACCAGGACAUUACUCAUCUUCCUCUGUCUCUACUUCUUCAUCUGUUCUUUAGAUUUUUUGAGUUCUGCCUUUAGACUUCUGGGAGGAAAAGCUGCCGGUAGAGUGUUCCAGAACAGUACACUAAUACAGAACCCGAUAUGUGGUCUGAUGAUCGGAGUGUUGGUCACUGUAUUGGUUCAGAGCUCAUCGACAACCACGUCUAUUGUGGUCAGUAUGGUAGCUGCAGAUAUCCUCACAGUGAAGUUGUCCAUCCCGAUCAUAAUGGGUUCUAAUAUCGGAACGUCGGUGACGAACACCAUCGUAUCACUAGGGGAAAUCACCCAUCGUAACGACUUUCGGCGAGCUUUCGCUGGGGCCACAGUACAUGACAUGUUUAACUGGCUGUCAGUCAUUGUCUUGCUUCCACUGGAAAUUGCCACAGGUUAUCUCUACCACAUAUCUGGGGCUAUUGUUGAAAGCUUGCAGCUGGGAUCAUACAAAGAUGCCAAUAAAGAUCUUCUGAAAGCAGUUACAAAACCUUUUACAAAAUUAAUCAUUCAAAUAGAUUCUAGUAAGAUCAACAUGAUAGCUAAAGGAGAGAGAGAGGAAGAAGACUUCAGACUGUUGAAAAUCUGCUGUCAAUCCAAAACAGCCACCAUAACCAACGAGACUGGAUACAAUUAUACCCAAACCAAUUGUGUUCAAAACUGUAAUCACCUUUUCGCCACUUCCGGUUUGUCAGAUUCCGUGAUAGGGAUCAUUAUGCUUCUGGCCUCUCUUGCACUUCUUUGUUUAUGUUUAUUUGGAAUUGUCAAGUUACUCAACUCUCUGCUUCAGGGAAAUAUCCGAAAAAUUAUCAAAAAAUUUGUUAAUUACAAUUUCCCUGGAAAAGCAGCAUAUUUCACAGGAUACGUAGCCAUUGCAAUAGGGAUAGGUUUCACUAUUUUAGUCCAGUCCAGUUCUAUUUUUACCUCGACCUUGACACCUCUUGUGGGGGUUGGAGUUGUCAGUAUUAAACGGAUGUAUCCUUUAUGCCUUGGUUCUAACAUCGGUACCACAACUACUGGAAUUCUUGCAGCUCUAGCAACAGACACUCAAGGUGGAACAAAACGGCUUCAAAAUGCUCUUCGAGUUGCCAUGUGUCAUCUUUUCUUUAACCUAACGGGUAUUUGUAUUUGGUACCCCUUGCCUUUUAUGAGGUUACCAAUCCGCCUUGCAAAAUUCCUAGGCAACACAACAGCAAGGUAUCGUUGGUUUGCGCUGUUUUACCUGGCCGUUGCAUUCUUCAUUCUCCCUUUGACAAUUUUUGGAUUGUCUCAAGGUGGAUGGGAAGUUCUUGCAGGGGUCGGUAUACCCGUAAUUUGUUUACUUUUUAUCAUAGGGAUAAUAAAGUUACUGCAGAGGAAAAGACCCAAUUGGUUACCUAAGAAGCUUCAGAACUGGAAGUUUUUACCUCUAUACUUUCGUUCUUUACAACCUCUUGACAGAUUAUUUAAUCACUUAUUUGGAUUCUGUAAAAUAUGUCAUCACCAUCACCACGACCAUCAUCAUCAUCAUGACAAUGAUGAAAACAUAACAACAAAAACUGACGAGAGCCAAAAAAUGAUUUAAUGUAGAACACGUCGCACUUUUUUUAAACAAGUUGGAAUUCAUGCUGUAGGGCUGUGCCGACUUUUACAUUAAUUUUCAGAUCAGUUCAUUACCUUGCUGCCAUUACAACUUAAACGUUUUCUAGUGGUAUUGUACAGAUAAGUCUUUUAUCACCUCAGAAAAGUAUUAAAGUAAACGAAAAAAGGGAAGAAUGGUAGGGUCAUUUAAACUAAAAUACUUUUUAGUGAAAAUAAUGGCCAGAAAAUAUUUACUUGCUUAUGGAAGUCGACAUUCGAGUGAACUACAAAUUGCAUUUAUAGAUUUAAAUAGAUUUACAUUGGGUAGUAUUCUUUUGCUUUUAUGGGUUCACAUCAAACAACCAAACAACAGAUAUUCUACCUCAGUUACAGUACAAUAAAUCAUACUGUAGGUCAAAGAACAAGGUUCUUUAAGGCAAAAUUCUGAUAUGAAAUGUUUGAAUUAGUAUUAAGAGCAAAAUUUUUUCUAUAAUUCUGAAAAUACAGAAUUAAAGUUGUGCUAGAGCAUCUUUGGAUAUGUUGAAUUGACAUAACCCUGCAAGUUUUUUUUUUUUUUUCGACGAUUGAGCGACCUGACAUUCAUCAGAUACAAUUUCAACAUUAAAAUCAAAAUGAAUAGUGUUCAUGUUAUGGUCAAAGAAUAAAGUUUGAUCCAAUUAACGAUUUUGGAAAAGAAAAAAAUUACUAGUAUAUAUGCUUGGAUAAACAUUUGGGUAUGUUAAUUUGUCUUUUAUUUACAGUCGAAAGGGGAAACAGACAAUAUGUUGAUUUCGAAAAAGUUUAUAAAAGUAUUCUGAGAAAUCAAGAAGUAUGCAAAGACCACAGUCAUGCUCUGUAAUCCUGUAAAUGAUCUUGGAAAAACAAAUUAUUAAACACUUAUCAGCCGUUUUCUUGUUUAUGUUUAUGAAUAGACAGUUGAAAAGAAAUGCACGCGUUUACUUACCACUCUAAAAGAGUUCAUGCGUGACUAGCCCUUUGCAUCAGUCGUGUACUAGUAAUGUGUAAGUUGUUUAAUGAUGUGUACUUGGGAAUUAAUUAAAGAUUUGGUCAUAAUUAGAUGAAUGCAAAAAAGUUUUAUUCUUCUUCCAUUUUAUUUUUUAUACUCUCUGUCGGUUUUAGCUCACCUGAACCAAAGGCUCUGGUUAACUGUCGAUCUGUCUUUCUGUUUGCCUCGUGUUGUCUGUAAACUUUUUUUCACAUUUCAAACUUCUCCAGAAAUACUGGACCGAUUUCAACUAAACUUGCCGCUGAUCAAGGGAAUAAAGUUUUCAAGUUUGCUCAAAUGAAGGGCCACUCCCUCUUUUAAGGGGAGAUAAGAAUAUGUGAAAACUAUCUAUUAAAAUCUUCUUUUCAAGAACGGCUAGAACAAAUAAAAUUGAAACUUACAUAUAAGAUCCCCGAUAGAGUAUAGAUUUAAAUUUAUUUAUAUCAUGGUCCCCAGAGGUAGGUUGUGGCCAAUAUUGGAGAUCAGUUUAUAUUGAAAAAUUUAGGGAAAAAUCCUGGACUGUUACACAUACAGCUUAUAGCC